UUCGGUUCUCGAAAGUGUCCAGAACAUAUAAAGGCUGAGAUAAAUUAGCUUAACGUUAGCUCCGUGUAGCACCAGCGUUAGCGGCACAUGACGCAAAAUGAAUGAAGACCCAGUUCAAACAAACUGCAGUAAAACACUGCUUGUCCACCACUUACCAGCUGAGCUCAGCAAGGAAGAGAAGGAAGACCUCCUGAAGUAUUUCGGAGCUGAGUCAGUCAGAGUCUUCUCAAACAGGGGCCGUUUGAAACAUGCAGCCUUUGCAACGUUUAGGAGUGAAAAGUCAGCGGCAAGGGCUCUAAGCAGACUCCAUCAGUUAGAGGUUCUUGAUCAGACACUCAUUGUGGAGUUUGCAAAAGGCCAAGAUCACAUAACAGUGCUAAAGGACCCGCCUGUGUCAGAAAGUGGUGAAAAUGUCAAACAAGAGCAGAAGAAGCAGGAGAGCAAAAAGCCAAAUAUUCCCAUCAUAGAGACGGGCGUUGCACCGAGUCUCGGGUUGAAGUUUCAAUCAAAUCCCACUUUGAAAUAUUUAUAUCCACCACCCUCUAAUGGCAUUCUGACAAAUAUAACACACGCCCUCAUGAGCGUGCCAAAGUUUUAUGUUCAAGUACUUCAUCUGAUGAACAAGAUGAAUUUGCCAUGUCCUUUUGGCCCAAUCACAGCCAGACCACCCAUGUUUGAACUCCUGCCUCCUGCUCCACCCAUCCCCAUGCCUCCUCCCUUCCCUCCCGAUUAUCCCCCUUUACCAGAGGAGGAGAUGGAAAUGAGCAGCGAGGAAGAAUCCGAGUAUGAGAGUGGAGACGACGAAGACAAAGAGAGGAUUGUUCGUCUGAUGGGCCUGGUCAACCAAGCAUGCAAGCGACCCUUGAGACCAAAAACAGCUUCAAAACGAAAGAAGCCCAGGAUCAAGGAUCUACUCUAUGCUCCCAAGCCAGACUCUCAGAGUGCUGCGACUCUGCAGCCCUCGGAUGUGUUUGAGCAGCCCCACGCCGCUGGUCCGAGGAAAAUUGAGUUCCGCAUUUCAGCUCCGGAUGUAGCAGCUGCUGUUGAAGGAAGUAGGCCAGCUCAGCCUGAAGACGACGAAGGCAAAGCAUCGUCCAUUCAAGUGGAUCAGAACGAGAUCAAGCCCAGCAGCAAUGAGGAGGAAGCAGAGGCUAAAGGUUUUGGGAAGCUUUACUUCAGCACGCAGGCAUCAAAGCAGCAGGAGGAGCGCAGCGACAACGAGCAGGAUCUCAUCUCAGAUGUCAUCUCGAGGAAGGAGCUGGAGAAAGGACGGCUGUCAAGAGAUGAGAUAAAAAGGAUGUCUGUGUUUAAAAAUUAUGAACCUGGCGAGCCGACCUGCAGACUAUACGUGAAGAACAUUGCAAAGCAAGUGGAAGAGAAGGAGCUGAAGUACAUCUACGGGAGAUACAUUAACCUCUCGUCAGAAGAGGAGAGAAACAUGUUUGACAUUGUGUUAAUGAAGGAGGGGCGGAUGAAAGGGCAGGCCUUCGUCGGACUCCCCAGUGUGCAGAGUGCAGAGAAAGCCCUGCAGGAAACCAACGGCUACGUACUUUAUGACAAACCUCUGGUUGUUCAAUUUGCUCGAUCUGCAAGACCGAAACAAGACAACACAGCUACCAAAAGAGGGCCAAAACAGAGGUGAAGUCAGCAGAUACCAAGGCUUGAUAUUGUGGCCCAGCAGAACCAUUUGUAUCCUUAUUGUGUCAUAUCCUUUGGGGAAAAAAAUGAGGGGGGAGCGGUUUAACUGCAGAUAUUGUAGCACAAAUAUAUUAUUAUAGUAUAGCUUUUUUUGGUUUCUUUUCUUUUUCUAGCCUAUUGUAUCUUAUGUCUUUUUUUAGCACUGACUUUGUAACCAUAAGCUAUUUUUGAAUCGUAAACUUCUUCAUUGAUUUCUGCCCUUUUUGACUGAAUUUCAGGUGGAGGUCAUCAGAGCAUGUUUUCUUCCUUUCUGCCAUUAAAUACAAUAUUUUAUUAAAA
This is a messenger RNA of Pundamilia nyererei, 1977 nucleotides long. RefSeq names its product RNA-binding region (RNP1, RRM) containing 3 (gene rnpc3). Gene Ontology annotation, biological process: mRNA splicing, via spliceosome. The record is from RefSeq and is a predicted model, not a curated record. Bases 98 to 1642 code for a protein of 514 amino acids. Gene Ontology annotation, cellular component: U12-type spliceosomal complex. Gene Ontology annotation, molecular function: protein binding; U12 snRNA binding; pre-mRNA intronic binding. The transcript has 16 exons. NCBI's taxonomy places the organism in Eukaryota, Metazoa, Chordata, Actinopteri, Cichliformes, Cichlidae.